Molecule: messenger RNA, 1378 nt
Organism: Bursaphelenchus xylophilus (pine wood nematode)
Lineage: Eukaryota; Metazoa; Nematoda; Chromadorea; Rhabditida; Aphelenchoididae
Source: the annotation of a GenBank genome assembly
AUGGACGGGGAGUGUUCGGAACCUUUUGUUUCUCCCAAGAAUGUCAGAUCUGUGAAAACAGUGAGUUCAUAAAUUCAGCUAUAGGUUAUAAAAUAAUUUGCAUAUAUGAAUUUAGGUUUUAAUUUCGACAGCCGUUAUUCUUGGGGUCUCCUUCUCCUGGACUUUGGCUUCCCAGCUCACAAAGUCUUGCUUCCACGAUGAUUUCCACGCUCCGUUCUUCAUUGUCUGGUUCAACACCAACUUUAUGAUGUUAUGUUAUCCGUGUUAUCUUCUGUUUUCAAUUGGAAAAUCAUGGGGAAAAAUAAAAACGGAGACUUUCGACAAAGAAAACGCAAAUCAAAGAUCAUUGUAAGGUAAACUUGAGUCAUUUGUAUGAAACUGGCCUUUAAUCGUCGUUUAAGUUACUGUUUAGACAUGUGAUUACAAUUGCUUUUAUACUUUAUACAUUGUGGACCUCGGCCAAUGUUUUGUUCAGUUUUUCCCUGGGGCGACUUUCAGCUUCGGCUUCAACUUCCCUUAUCAGCUCCAAUGUUUUCAUGGUAUUUAUUUUGAGCAGAGUAUUUCUAAAUGAAGAAUAUACUCUCAGAAAGGUAAAUCAAUGGGAAGGUACUAUUUACGAUGGCUAAAACAUCAGAAAACAGCUUUAAGAGAUUACAAUUUACUUGAUAACGCAGAGGAAUUGUGACAUUUAAAAGUAUUUCAGACAUUGUCGACAGCUCUGGCAGUGAUUGGCGUUGUAAUCAUUUCUUGUGAUAAGGAGUUUGCAGGCGAUCUUCUGGGGAUGGUGUCAAUCAUAUUCGCCGCUUUCUUCGCCUCUCUAUACAGGGUAAGCAACCUCAUCAUAAAUGUUGCAUCAUUUUUGCAAUUUUUGUAUUGAUAAUCAAGGGCGCUGAUACAAAAAUUUCAGGUGAUAUUCAAGAAGGUUGUGGGAAAUGCUCGUCUCGGAAGGGUUUCUUUUGUCUUAUCCUUGCUCGGAUUUUUGAAUCUGAUCUUGAAUGUAAUCCCAGUGAUAUUACUGUACAUAUUAAAUGUGGAGAUUAUAAAUUUACACAAGAUCCCUUGGUAUUACGUAAUCGGAAGUGCUCUUCUCAACAUGAGUAAUAUAAAACACCUAAAAUAACUUAUUUUUUAGCCUACAACUUUGUUGUGAACUUCUCCAUCGCCUUAAUUACUCCAUUAUUUGUAACGAUCGGUGCUUUAUUUGGAAUUCCACUUAAUAUGAGUAAGUUAAGCAAAUCACUGAACAUAAAUCCUUGUUAUUUUAGUAAUAGACAUCCUAUUUAAUGGAAUGCAGAUCAGUUAUGGCUUUAUAAUUGGCUCGGCUUUAAUUUUGACGUCAUUAAUCAUCAAUCUGAAUCUCAAUUCGCUCGAAAAAUAG